Molecule: messenger RNA, 2106 nt
Organism: Nerophis lumbriciformis (worm pipefish)
Lineage: Eukaryota; Metazoa; Chordata; Actinopteri; Syngnathiformes; Syngnathidae
Source: RefSeq, a predicted model, not a curated record
AUGGUGAUGAGCCUGCGGGUGUCUGAGCUCCAGGUGUUGCUGGGCUAUGCUGGGCGCAACAAGCACGGACGGAAGCAUGAGCUUCUAACCAAGGCGCUGCAUCUACUAAAGGCAGGCUGUAGCCCCGCCGUGCAUAUGAAGAUCAAAGAGCUGUAUCGCAGACGCUUUCCUGCAAAAAUGGUGUCUCACUCCGAGCUCUCCCUGCCCGGACCACAUCACCCAGCCACAGCGGGGAUGGUUGGAGGAGGUGGAGCUGCUUUGCCCGCUGGCCUGACGCAGUUGGCGUACGAGGGUCACGCCGGUCACAGUGGAGCACCGUCACCUGCUGCCUUAAUACCCCUCUCGCUGCUCGGCCCGGGGAAACACGAGCUUACUGGGUUGACGCACCACCUGUCCGCCGCUGUCCCACUGCACCCCGUCCACCCAGAUGUGAAGCUCCAGAGGUUGCCAUUUUAUGACAUGUUGGAUGAGCUCAUCAAGCCAACCAGUCUAGCUUCUGACAACAGCCAGAGGUUUCAGGAGACGUGUUUUGCCUUUGCAUUAACGCCACAGCAAGUCCAGCAGAUCAGCAGUUCAAUGGACAUCUCGGUGACCAAAUGCGAUUUCUCAGUUCAAGUCCAGUUGCGCUUUUGCCUGUCUGAGACGAGCUGUCCUCAGGAAGAUCAUUUUCCACCCAGUUUGUGUGUGAAAGUAAACGGCAAGCCAUGUAACCUGCCGGGUUAUCUUCCACCAACCAAAAACGGUGUCGAGCCGAAGCGGCCCAGCCGACCCAUCAACAUUACCUCACUGGUCCGAUUGUCCACCACAGUACCGAAUACCAUUGUGGUGUCCUGGACUGCGGAGAUUGGAAGGAAUUAUUCGAUGGCAGUAUACUUAGUGAAGCAGCAGACAUCCACAGUGCUGUUACAGAGGCUUCGGGCUAAAGGCAUAAGGAACCCAGACCACUCCAGAGCACUCAUCAAAGAGAAGCUAACAGCAGACCCAGACAGUGAAAUAGCCACAACUAGCCUUCGUGUGUCCUUGCUCUGCCCACUCGGAAAGAUGCGAUUGACGAUUCCAUGCCGGGCGCUGACGUGCUCCCACCUGCAGUGCUUUGACGCCACACUUUAUAUUCAAAUGAAUGAGAAGAAGCCCACCUGGGUAUGUCCUGUCUGUGACAAGAAGGCCCCUUAUGAACACCUCAUCAUUGACGGGCUUUUUGUGGAGAUCCUCAACAGCUGUAUGGACUGUGAUGAGAUCCAAUUCAAGGAAGAUGGAAACUGGGCUCCCAUGAGGACAAAAAAGGAGGUGCAGGAAGUCUCAUGUGCUGCUUUAAACAGCAGCAUGAACGGUCCGUGUCCGACAUUGAGCUCAGAUCAACAGAACUCCAUGUCUGCCAAUCACAGCAGCAGCAGAAGUGACAGCAGCAACAGCAAGAAAAUGGCAGUGAUUGAUUUGACAUUAGACAGCUCCUCGGAAGACGAAGCCCAGGACUCUCCGCCGCCACCGCUGCCGCCACCACCCCUGCCCCCUUUGCCUCCUCCAGCCAAACGAUCCUGUCCCUCCAUUUCCCCGACAUCACCGUCCGCCCUCAACAAAGGGGUGUUGAACCUGCACCACCAAUCCUCCCCGGUGAGUCGUGCUUCCAGUAUGCCAGCUGUGGAUACUAGCUACAUGCCUCCUGUACCCCCACUGAUCCAGGACUAUAGACCCUAUUACCACACUCCCAAUGACCUUCCAGAUUUGAAUUUCUUCUCCUUCCUGCAAGGUGACAAUCAUCAGCAUUACAACAUGGUGAUGGCGGCUGCGGCGGCCGCCUCCUCCUCAGAAGACCACGAGCUUCUGCUCAACCGCUUCCUGCCCUACGGCACGUCCGGCUCCUCGGCCUCUUCGCAGCUGUUCCUCGACCAACCGGGAGCCAACUCGGCAUCUUUACUGACCGUGCCGAGCAACGGGGCCGGCGGCUCUGGCGGCAGUAGCGGUGGCCUGGCGUCGUCCGGCGGCCUCCGGGACACUCAUUCCUUAUCUUCGCACUCGCACGGCGGGGUGCUGGCUGGCCGGGGUGGCGCGGAAGCAGCAGUGGCAGCUAUUUACGGAGGAAUUCCUGACGUUAUAUCGUUGGACUGA